Messenger RNA from Heterobilharzia americana, 1284 nucleotides. NCBI's taxonomy places the organism in Eukaryota, Metazoa, Platyhelminthes, Trematoda, Strigeidida, Schistosomatidae. The record is from the annotation of a GenBank genome assembly.
AUGACAUCAUUAUAUCAGAUUCCUGUUAAUAAUGAAUAUUCAGGCAAAAUGAAUUCAACAUUGAACACUUCAACAGGGAGUUUAACAUCUACAAGAAAUAACCGUCGCGUAAUACCUGAUCCUAUAUCUAAUACCUCAGCACUGGGUGAAGGUGUACGAGUUGGUACACCAGGAAGUAGUGGAUAUGGUAGUGGAAAUGAAUCGACAAACAAUCAACCAACUUCACCAUUUGGCUCAAGUCCACGUAUUUUUGGCAAUUGUGCUGAAUGCGGCCUACGAAUUGUUAAUGUAACAGAUGCAUGUCAUGCAAUGGGCUAUUUAUAUCAUAAUUCCUGCUUUGUAUGCUGUUGUUGCAAGAGAAGUUUACGUGGGAAAGUGUUUUAUAAGGAUCAGGAUAAAAUAUACUGUGAAGAAGACUAUCUGUAUUGUGGAUUUCAACAAACAGUGGAGAAAUGUUUUGCUUGUGGACAUAUUAUCGCCGAAACAAUCCUACUAGCAAUGGGUAACACAUAUCAUCCAGGAUGCUUUAGAUGUUGUAUUUGUACCAAGUGUUUAGAUGGUAUCCCGUUCACUUUUGAUUCACGCAAUCUAAUCUACUGCCUACCAGACUAUCAUCUUGUUAAUGGACCAUUAUGUGGAGUCUGUGGACUGGUAAUUAUGCCAGAAGAGGGUACAGAUGAACUUCGAAGAGUUGUGGCACUGGGAAAGGAAUUUCAUAUUGAUUGCUAUCGAUGUGUUGAUUGUAAACGAAGUUUGGGUGAUGAACCAGAGAAACGUUGUUAUCCUUUCAAUGAACCUGACCCCGGAGCACCUGGUCGUAGCAUACAGAGAAUAUUGUGCCUAAACUGUCAUUUGCAACGAAUCGGUGCUAUUCCUGCGACACUAGCUGGUAACGGUGUAAAUAAUACCAGCAAUAGUACUACUACCAUUAAUAGUGGUAGUAGUAGUAGUGGUAGCGUUGGUCAUGUGAAGUCAAAUAGUGGGAUUGAAAGUCAUCCUGUUGUCUCAAGUCAUAUCAAUAAUUUAAGCACACGUUAUUCAACAUUGCCGACUAGAAUUCAAGGAUCCAAGUUGAGUACAGGUGUGGAUCAUGCACCAGUAAAUCAUCAUUAUCAACAUUAUCCACAUCAGUAUCAUCAUCUUCACCAACCGAAUACUUCAUUAACAACAUCCGCCUACCAUACUUAUGGUCAUACACCCAGCACUCGUAGCACAUAUACUAUACCGAAUUCAUCAGUGAACACAACAGGUUUAACUCACAGAGUAAUAAUAAUUAUGCAUUGA